This is a messenger RNA of Mycotypha africana, 339 nucleotides long. RefSeq lists its product as uncharacterized. The coding region runs from base 1 to 339 and encodes 112 amino acids. The transcript is spliced from 3 exons. NCBI's taxonomy places the organism in Eukaryota, Fungi, Mucoromycota, Mucoromycetes, Mucorales, Mycotyphaceae. The record is from RefSeq and is a predicted model, not a curated record.
AUGAGUUUAUGGAUGACUUAUUACGAUACCUUUCGGUCCAGAUUUUUCUACUUGCACACUUCAAGUGAAGAGUCUGAAGGAGUAAACAUCAUCUAUGAAGGUUCCUCUCUCGGCCUAGAGCUACAGUCGUUAAAGUGCUCAACACCAUCUGAAGUUUUGAUACUAUGUAAAAUGGGAGUGCUAUGGCAGUCUUACUAUAUCUGGCUUACCUAUGAGUUUUAUCAAAGACUUUUGAUGCAUCAUUCUUCUGUUAUUUUCUGGCUCCUUUUUGCGUGGGCGCAUGAUUUUUUCUCGGUUGUAUCUCGGACUAUUAUGUCUUAUUGUUCUUUAACGGACUGA